AUGGCCGCCAUUCCGAUCCCCCUGGGCGCACACCUCGAGGAGCUUCUGGCCAAGCCAUCGGGAUCCCAUCGCACGCUCGACUAUGACCAGCACCUCAUCGACUCCAUCUACGCCUCUCUCCAGAAACUCCAGGACGAUGGCCAGAAGCAUGCCGCCCCCGCGCCGGUACGCGGACACCUUGCGGCCGGCGGCGACGAUCUGUGGUCACAGCUGCAAGCCCACACCGAAGCCGAGCAGGGAGAGCGCGAAGCAGGCCAGUCGGCCAUCGACUCGUACCCCGACGAGAUCGAGGACCACGCCUUCCGAGCAGCCUCGCAGCCCUCCUCGGCCGCCCAGGCCCAGCUCGACGACUACCUGGCUCGCACCUUUAGCGACGAUCCGGCCAUCGCCACCAGCAUACGGAGCAGCGUCAUGGCCGCCCUCGCCUCCAAGGGCUCCGCCGAAGAGGCCUCGGCCGAGCUCGCCGAGGUCCUCGGCUUCGACCAGCUCGACCUGGUCAGCGCACUCGUCUCGCAGCGUGAGGCCAUCCUGUCGGACCUUGCCCACGGCGCCGAUCGACAUCGCGACGGCGAACGACGGGUCACACUGGCUUCCGGACACGCCCCGCAUCAGCACCAGGCGGGUCUCCGCGCCGUUGCAGCCAAGCCCUACACUCCCGGCUCUCAGGUCGUGGUGCAGAGCCAGGAGGACAAGCGGCUCGCCAAGAAGCUGCGCAACGAGAUGCGCAGGGCAAACCGCGGCCGCGACGCCGAUCCCUCGUCGGCUGCUGCGGCGCACGACCGGGCCUACACCCUCGAGGAGCUCGAGCAGAUGCGCGAGGAGAGCCUCGCGGCAGCGGCCAGCCGCCCGCUGUUCUCCAGCGACCAGGUCACCUCGGACGAGCCCCGCUACCCGCACGUCUUUUCGUCGGGCGCUCACGGCAACGUGCUGUCGGUGUUUGGCCAGAGGUUCGCGCUGCCCGCCGGCACCACGCGCGUCGAGCAGUCGUUCUACGAGGAGGUCACCAUCCCGCCGCCCCGCAACGUGCCGUUCCGCAUCGACGAGCGCCUGAUCCCGAUCGGCGAGAUGGACACGCUGUCCAAGGGCGCGUUCCCCGGCUACAAGACCCUCAACCGCCUCCAGAGCGUCGUCUAUCCGCUGGCCUACCGCACCAACGAGAACCUCCUCGUCUGCGCGCCCACCGGUGCCGGCAAGACCGACGUGGCGAUGCUGACGGUGCUGCGCGCCAUCAGCCAGUACGCCCAGAGCAUCGACCCGGUGGCCGGCCGCGGCGCCGACGGCUUCGGCAUCGCGCGCGACGAGUUCAAGAUUGUCUACGUAGCGCCGAUGAAGGCGCUGGCCGCCGAGGUGGUGCGCAAGUUCAGCAAGCGGCUCCAGUACCUCGGCAUCAAGGUGCGCGAGCUGACCGGAGACAUGCAGCUGACGCGCAAGGAGAUCAACGAGACGCAGAUGAUUGUCACGACGCCCGAAAAGUGGGACGUCGUGACGCGGAAGCCCACGGGCGACGGCGAGCUGGCCACAAAGGUGCGGCUGCUCAUCAUCGACGAGGUGCACCUGCUGCACGAGGAGCGCGGCGCCGUCAUCGAGACGAUUGUGGCGCGCACGCUGCGCCUGGUCGAGUCGAGCCAGUCGCUCAUCCGCAUCGUCGGCCUCUCGGCCACGCUGCCCAACUACGUCGACGUGGCCGACUUCCUCCGCGUCAACCGCUACCAGGGCCUCUUCUACUUCGACUCGUCCUUCCGGCCCGUGCCCCUCGAGCAGCACUUUAUCGGCGUCAAGGGCAAAUCCGGCUCGCCCCAGGCGCGCGCCAACCUCGACAAGGCGGCGUUCGAAAAGGUCUCGGAGCUCGUCCAGGCGGGCCACCAGGUCAUGGUGUUUGUCCAUGCGCGCAAGGAGACGGUCAAGACGGCGCAGACGCUGCGCGACAUGUUCAAGGACGAGGGCCUCCUCGACCACCUGACGGCGGGGCGCGACGACAAUCCCAAGCUGGCCUCGUUUGGCAAGGAGCUGCAGGCGAGCCGCAACAAGGAGAUGAAGGAGCUCUACGAGACCGGCUUCGGCAUCCACCACGCCGGCAUGCUGCGCAGCGACCGCAACGUCAGCGAGCGGCUCUUUGAGACCGGCGUCACCCGCGUCCUCUGCUGCACGGCGACGCUGGCCUGGGGCGUCAACCUGCCCGCGUACGCCGUCAUCAUCAAGGGCACCGACGUCUACGACUCGUCGGCGGGCAAGUUUGUCGACCUGUCGAUCCUCGACGUGCUGCAGAUCUUUGGCCGAGCCGGUCGUCCCCAGUACGAGGACCUCGGCGUCGGCUUCAUCUGCACCUCGCAGGACCGCCUGUCGCACUACGUCGACGCCAUCACGUCGCAGCACCCGAUCGAGUCCAAGUUCAUCGGCGGCCUCGUCGACUCGCUCAACGCCGAGGUGUCGCUGGGCACCGUGACCAGCGUGCGCGACGGCGUGUCCUGGCUCGGCUACACCUACCUCUUCACGCGGAUGAAGCGGACGCCGCUGACCUACGGCAUGGUCCACGCCGAGGUCGAGGACGACCCGCACCUCGGCGCCAAGCGCCUCCAGCUCAUCACGUCGGCCGCAAAGAAGUUGGUCGAGGCCAAGAUGCUCAAGCACGACGCCACCACGGGCCACCUCGAGGUCACCGAAAUGGGCCGGGUGGCGGCCAAGUACUACGUCGGCCACCGCACCAUCGAGGUGUUCAACGAGAAGCUCCGGCCGCGGAUGAGCGAGGCCGACGUGCUCGGCAUCCUCAGCCUCGCCACCGACUUUGAGCAGAUCAUCCCGCGCGACACCGAGGAGCGCGAGCUGAAGAAGAUGCUCGAGAACGCGCCCUGCCAGGUGCCCGGCGGCAUCGAGACGUCGCCCGGCAAGGUCAACAUCCUGCUCCAGGCCUACAUCUCGCGCACCUACGUCGAGGACUUCGCGCUGGUCUCGGACUCGGCCUACGUCGCCCAGAACGCCGGCCGCAUCAUCCGGUCGCUGCUCGAGAUCGCGCUGAGCAACAAGUGGGCGCCGACGACGGCGGCGCUGAUGGCCAUGAGCAAGGCCAUCGAGCGCAGGAUGUGGCCGUUCGACCACCCGCUGUCGCAGAGCCACCUGACGCCCGACACCCUCUACAACCUCACCCGCUGGGCCGACGAGGUCGAGGUGGCCGAGCUGGCCGAGAUGUCGGCCAACGAGGUCGGCAGGCUCGUCCACCUCAACGAGCGCAUGGGCAGCGCGAUCCGCAGCGCGGCCCGAUCCUUCCCCACCCUCGAGCUCGAGGCGGCGCUGCGCCCGCUCACGCACGGCCUCCUCCGGAUCGACCUGCGCAUCCGUCGCCGCUUUGAGUGGAACGAGCGCCUGCACGGCCGGUCCGAGGCCUUCUACGUGUGGGUCGAGGACGAGAACGAGGUCGACAUCCUGCAAUGGGCCAUGCACGUGGUGCGGCCGACCGAGGCGGCCUACUCGGCGCUCUCCUUCACUGUGCCGGUGCCGGACCCGCAGCCGAGCGGCAUCAGCGUGCGGUGGAUCUCGGACCGGUGGAUCGGCGCCGAGGACACGGUAUGGGUGCCGUUCGACGACCUCGCCAUGCCGCCGAGGCCGGCCAAGCACCAGCAGCUGCUCGACCUGCCGCUGCUGCCCGUCUCGUCGGCGGUGCCCGACGAGCUGCUCCGCACCCUCUACGCCCAGCACAUGUCGGGCUUCAACGCGCUGCAGACGCAGUCGUUCCACACAAUCGCCCACACCAAGGCCAACGCGCUGCUGUGCGCGCCCUCGGCCUCGGGCAAGUCGACGGUGGCCUUCUUUGCGGCGUGGCGCGCGAUGCGCGAGACGCCCGGCAAGGCGGUGCUCGUCCUCUAUCCGCGACGCGAGCUGGUCGAGGCUGCGCUGCGCGGUACCUCGGCCGCCAUCGCCCGCCAGAGGGAUGUCGACGUGGUGCGGGCGAUGUCCUCGACGUCGCUGCAAAAGGCUCUUUCGGGCGGCAAGCGCGACAGGGUCAUCUUUGCAGCACCGCUGCCCUGGCUGCGGGCGCUCUCGUCGAGCGGGCCAAAGCUGCUGGAGCGCGUCUCGCUCGUCAUUGCCGAGGACCUGCACCUCCUCGACGCCACCUACGAACUCGUCAUUUCCCGCACGCUGUGGGCCAGCUCGUUGUGCGGCGCCCCGGUCCGCCUCGUCGGCACCAGCGCGAGCCUCGACGAUGCGGGCAGCCUGGCCGAAUGGCUCGGCGUCAAGGAGGCGGCAAGGUACAGCUUCGACCCUCGCGAUCGCCCCAGCUCGCUCGGCAUGUCGUUCCGGACGUUUGACCUGCCGCACUCGGCCGGCCUGCUCAAGACGAUGGUCAAGCCGGCCUACGACAAGAUGAAGGAGACGGCGAUGCACGGGCCCACCAUCAUCUUUGUGCCGUCGCACGGCCAGUGCCUCGGCGUCGCCUCGGACCUCGUCACGCGCUGCGCCUCUGAGCUCGACACCGAGGCCUUUAUCAGCGUGCCGUCGCACGACCUCGAGUCGGUGCUAGGGUCGAUCCGCGACCACUCGCUCCACGAAGCCCUGAUGCACGGCUUUGGCGUCGUCCACGACGGGCUGGCGCCGCAGGACCGCGCGUCGGUGCUGCAGCUCUUUGAGCAGGGCAUCAUCAAAGUGCUGGUCGCGUCGCGCGAGAGCUGCUGGACGCUGCCCGCGCGGGCCCACCUGGUCAUCGUGAUGAGCACCCAGUACGUCCGCCUGACAAAGGUGCGCGGGCAGACGUCGAUCUCGGACCGCGAGGUGGUCGACUACUCGAUGCCGGAGCUGGUGCGGAUGCAGGCGCACGCGGUGCGACCGGGGACGCCGUCUACGCCGAGCCCCUCGGGCGAGAUGCUGGUUCUCUGCCAGAGCGACAAGGCGGCGCUGCUGGAGCGUCUGCUGCCGUCUGGCCUGCCGCUCCAGUCGAGCCUGCUCGACGACGACGCCAAGGUGCUGUUGCCCUACCUGCUGCAGGAGAUCGUGGCCGGCGCCGCCGUCUCGCGGACCGACAUGCUCUCGCUCCUCACCUGGACGUUUGUCGCAAUCGAGGCGCAGCGCAACCCGUCCUACUACGACGUCCAGGGCACCGGUCCGGAUGCCGCCUCGGCCCGGCUGUCGCGCUGCGUCGACUCGCUGCUGGACGAGCUGGAAGGCCUGCGACUGGUCCGCUCCGUCGACGCACGCGCGAGCGAGGACAACUCGGGACGCGCCGCCGGGAACCUCGUCGAGGUGACCAACCUUGGCCGAGCCCUGCACCUCCAACCCGGCUCGACGGUCUUGCACGUGGCGAGAUGGCACGCCAAGAUGUCGGGCAAGCCGGUCGCUGCCGCUGCGGUCUGCAAGAAGUAUUCUCCGCAGGCCAGAUCCACGUCGAAGGGUGCGAGGGACGGGCCCGACGAUCCGGCCGCUGUCGCGGUGCUCAAGGCGACACGCAGCAUCGUCCCCGGCGACUGGCUGGCGGCUUUCGGCGUGCCCCGCGGCAGGGCGUCGGCAGCAAGGUCGGCCAAGGCCCACAGGAGCCCUGCCGAUGCCGGUGCCGACACCGGUGCCGAGAGCAUCAAUGGCGCACAGCGGCAGGACGAGCCCGGUCAGUCUGAUGCAAAGGCGCAGGAGGAAGGUGGCGAGCCGACAGCCGAGGCCGAGUUCACCGCCGCGCAGAGGGCGUCGCUGCUGCUCGCCGCCUGGUUUGCCAAGCGACCGCUGUGCACCACGUCGGAGGCGCUGCGCCAGAAGAGCGACAGAAAGGGCCAGAAGCUGGCGGCGGCAGCGGUGGCGGCGGCGCAGCAGUCUACCAAGGACGGAUCCUCGGUCUUUCCCGACGAGCGGCAGCAGAUGGCAAAGGACAAGCUCGAGGCGGAACAGGCAUCGGCCAUCCUGAGCCUGCUCGAGGCGGUGAGCAACGUCGAGUUCUAG
This is a messenger RNA of Pseudozyma flocculosa PF-1, 5913 nucleotides long. RefSeq lists its product as uncharacterized. The coding region runs from base 1 to 5913 and encodes 1970 amino acids. NCBI's taxonomy places the organism in Eukaryota, Fungi, Basidiomycota, Ustilaginomycetes, Ustilaginales, Ustilaginaceae. The transcript has a single exon. The record is from RefSeq and is a predicted model, not a curated record. Gene Ontology annotation, molecular function: nucleic acid binding; ATP binding.